AUGGUAAUCCGCCUCCUUCACCUUCCCCGCCAACCCCAGGACAACCAGCUGGAGUUCCUGGAGGACGACCUCUUCAUCGACCUCAUGAACCUCAGCCACCUCUUCCUCCACGGCAACCGGCUCUGGAGCCUGCGGCAGAACACCUUCAGGGGCCUGGGCGCGCUGGACCGGCUGCUGCUGCACCACAACCGGCUGCAGUGGGUUGACCGCCAGGCCUUCCACGACCUGCGGCGCCUCACCACGCUCUACCUGUUCAACAACUCCCUGACCCAGCUGGCGGGCUCCUGCCUGGGCCCCCUGGUCUCCCUCGAGUACCUGCGGCUCAAUGACAACCCCUGGGAGUGCGACUGCAAGGCGCUAUCGCUCUGGGAGUGGCUGCGCCGCUUCCGGGGCUCCACCUCCACGCUGGCCUGCCGGGCGCCCCCCGAGCUGGCCAACCAGGACCUGAAGGUGCUGAGGAAGGAGGAGCUCCCCAGCUGCCCCGCCUCCGAGGGAGGAGGAGGAGGAGGAGGAGGAGGAGGGGACCAGCAGGGGGAGACUCUCAACCACCUGAACCGCUACCGCAACCACCACAACCCCCACCAGCGGCCCUACCUUCCCCACGGUGACCAACACUUCCUGCCCUCCCCCUCCCCGCUGCCCCGCCCGCCCAAGUUGGGGCGGAGGAACUGCACCCGCCGGGGCCGCAAGGGCAAGGGGGGGGGCAACGAGGUGGAGGGGGGUGACAAAGACUAUUCCCCGGACGGGGGCAAAAACGACCCAUCGCUUCACCCCAGGAGGAAGAACAAGUGCAUCCCGAGAACUUCGGUGGACCCGCCCAGAGGGGUGCUGAGAGCCAAUAGCAGGGCACCACUGCACCUCCUUGCGUCUCCAUUGGCUGCGUGGCUCCUGUCGGCCGCUACUCUGAUCCUCUGCUGA
This is a messenger RNA of Gadus chalcogrammus (walleye pollock), 918 nucleotides long. RefSeq names its product reticulon-4 receptor-like 1 (gene rtn4rl1a). The coding region runs from base 1 to 918 and encodes 305 amino acids. The record is from RefSeq and is a predicted model, not a curated record. Lineage: Eukaryota; Metazoa; Chordata; Actinopteri; Gadiformes; Gadidae. Gene Ontology annotation, cellular component: plasma membrane. Gene Ontology annotation, molecular function: protein binding. The transcript is spliced from 2 exons.